ACACGCACUGCCGGGAUCCUUGCUGGGAGUCGAGGCGCAAGCUGUCGAAGACGCAAUGUUGGUCAAACUGGCCGUGGCUCUGCUGGUCUUGUCAGUGCUGGAUCAAGUAGUUGGAUCGGAUAAUACUGAUAUUCACGACAGCCCCCCGGAGAAGCCUGCGAGCCAGAAAGGACGCCUCUCCCUGCAGAAUACAGCUGAGAUCCAGCACUGCCUGGUGAGUGCAGGGGAUGUCGGCUGUGGUGUGUUUGAGUGCUUUGAGAAUAACUCCUGCGAGAUACGAGGGCUACAAGAAAUCUGCAUGACGUUCCUGCACAACGCUGGCAAAUUUGACUCUCAGGGGAAGUCCUUCAUCAAGGAUGCUCUGAAAUGUAUGGCACACGGGCUACGGCACAAGUUCAGCUGCAUCAGCAGGAAGUGUGUGUCCAUUAAGGAGAUGGUGUUCCAGCUCCAGAGAGAGUGCUAUAUCAAACACAACCUGUGCUCUGCUGCAAAGGAGAAUGUGGCUGUCAUGGUGGAGAUGAUCCAUUUCCAAGAUCUCUUCCCUAAAGGUCCAUAUGUGGAGCUGGUGAAUAUUCUCCUGAGCUGCGGAGAGGAGGUGAAGGAGGCGCUGACACGGAGCGUCCGGCUACAAUGCGAGCAGAACUGGGGGGCGCUGUGUGACAGCCUGAGUCUCUGCUCCUCCCUCGCCCCAUCUCCUGCCGGCUCCACCGUCGAACACCACCGUCGCCCUUUGCCCUCCCAGCCUGAGCCGGAACACCCUCGCCCCUCGCGGCAAGGCGACAAGGACAAAGCCGGUAAGGCGGGCUUAAACGCUCAAACACGCAAUCGCGGUCAGGGACCGCGCCGCCAGAGUCCAGAGGCCGGAGUGGUGGCUGAGCAGGAGGACCACGAGGCCACCGACAUCCGGAGGUGAAAGUGCAGGAGACUGUCCCGGCUUUGACCCCCUACACCGUUUAAAAACCACACUUACAGACUUAUGCGCAACUCCACACACACACACACACACACACACACACACACACACACACACACACACACAAAUUUCCAGACAGACUGAGCAGAAGGAAACAAGCCCCGACCUUUCCCAUCCUUAUUCCGCCCUCUCCAGUCAUUCCAGCAGUCCCACAUGGUAAACUUGCAGGGUAAUUGUGGUGUAGCUUGUAAUGUUAUGCCAGACUGUAGGACACAAUUUUUUUUUAAAUUGAAUAAUAAUUGUUAUUAUCAUGAUUAUUUCAACUCUUAGGACUAUUUUGGCUCUAAUAUAGCAUUUCUCAAAUCAUACUUAUUGUAAGAUUUGAUCAUAUUUGUAUUAUUUAUUUUAUUCUUUAUGCAAUGUUGAAAUAUCAAAAUGUACAUAGAAAUAUACUAAUCUAUAUUUAUAUAAACAUGUAUAAAUAUAGUUACAAUACACAAUACUAGUAUUCUAUAGAUGACAUAGUAUAUGGUGUGCUGUCUGUUGUUCUCUUCACAGAAUUGCACCCAUCACACAUUGAUCUGUAGAUAUGUAACAUACACCAUUUGUUGUUUCAAAGUGGGAAUGUGUAUUAUAAGUAUAGAUACUUGAUGAUUAAAUACAAAUUGUACAGGUUUCAAGUCCAGUUCUGGCACAUAUGAAUUGUAGUGCAUGAUGGCCCUGAAGCCAACAAACUUGUGCAUUCUUAAAGUGAAAAUCCACUCUAAAGAGGAUGCAAAUGUAAUACUAUGAAAAUGGACAGUUAUUUCACCCUUUGUUAUGUAUUGAUCAUAAAGCUAGAAAUAAGAGAGCUGAGACUGAUUUCGGAUGUCAUCAAGAACGGCUGUCUGGGCAGCAAUGAGUGGGAGACUAGCACAGCAGACACCGUUUUAUGGACUCUUUCUGUUUCAUAUGUAUUAGUGCUACUCUGACGUGUGUCUCCAUUUAGAUGCAGAAACUGUCACAUUCAUUUAACAGAGCUUCAGAAAAACUGUGUCUCAGUGACGUUACAGAUUAAUGUCGUGUGUAGCUUCAGGAGACAUCAUUGUUCUUGUGCACAAAUAAUAACUGAACUGUCAAAUGUUAUAUAUUCUCUUUGAGUUGGUUUUCAGAUUAACCGUCAGCUAUCAGUGAACUGCGGCAAAGAGAGGAUGUCCAAUCAAGUUUCGAUGCUAUGGCCUUUUUAAAUGUAAAAAAUCACACACAUCAAGGUGCCUAAACUUGUUAUUGUCCAUAGCGACCGCUUCUCUGUGAUUUAAGUGAAUGGAUGAUACUGUGUCAUGGGGAGAUUUAAUUUUGAGCUAUUUUACAAUGAUGUUGAGCCACAAAAGUCUUAGAUAUUGCACUUUGGAUGAUUGUAAAUUUCUGUUGGACUGCUGCAGGUUGAGAAAUGAGACCAGGUUACUAGAGCAGUCCUCUAAUCAGAGGAUAUUUGAUUUAAGAAAGCCAGGUUUUGCUUAUCAACUACAGCACCAAGCCCUGUAUCCCACAUGCUCCUUGGGACCACAUUUAGUCUCUGCUUUAAAAGAGCCAUGCUACCUUUUCCCACUGGCCAGGAAAGAGGGUUGACAGAAACCCUCCAGAUCUCUGGCCCCUCUAAAUUAGCCCUUAUUCCUCUCUGGUCCCUUACCUAGGUCAGGAGAGACAUGAAGGCCUGUUAUUCUACCCGUUAGAGCCGCAGGCAACGCAGCGAGGACCCAGGAACUGGGUUAAGUCCACACACGGGGGCUCUGGCGCUGUUAUUCUAAAUGUUAUAUUUACCGAGGCCACCAGAGAAUUCCUCUGGGCCACAGCCAAGAGCCAGCAACACAGUGAGGCAGAGAAGAUCGGAGCAAGAAGGAGAGAGAUAUACUCAACUUUUUUUUUUUUUUUUUUAACGUGAUGAGUGACUCUGUCUUUACUUCUCCUAGAAUUCUUCUUCUCUUCCUCCGUUAGGUUACAGACACAGGCUUUUCAACCAUUUCAGGCCAGUCACAUGCUAUAGCUGUGGAAGUGCAGUUUGUGAGCACAUUACACCACAUGCUAGAGAGCGCUCGGUGCAAAAUGAAAAUAAAACAUGCUCACAUUUUGUGGCUCAGUUUAUUAUUUUUCACUUUGUUUUCUCCUGAUGUACUUACAGUAAGGUAAUGUUUUUACGCCUAAUCCUUUAGAGACUAUUAUAAGCUCCAAUGGUUUGAGUCAUCAGUGAGGCUUUCAGGCUUUUUUUUUCUUUUCUUUUUUUUUUUUUUUUUAAAUUCUGUUGUGGAAUUUGGGAUUCCUUUGACAUCCCAGCACAAGACAUAAGCUAAUCCUAUUGAGAAUGUACUGUAUGUGUGUAAAGUGACAAUCUGUUCAGCUCUCUGUCAUUAGGUUUGAUAUGGCUUUUUGUAAUAAUGUAGUGGCUUGAAUGGCUUUUCUUUAUGUGUUCAGAGGAAAUUAAAACUAACAGCGUUUCCUGUAUUAUUAGUACUCUAUUGCCACACUACGUGUUUUCCUCUGUUAAGCACAAGGACUCCGCUUUCACUGUUGAAAAUACAGAAAAUGGUCUAGAAGUUUGUAAGUCACCUGUAAUACAUUGGGCAUAUGAUCCUAUAAAUAUAUUUGGACUCCUGAAAUCAGAUGUAUCUUGUUAUUAUUAAAAUAUUUUGUCUGUA
Molecule: messenger RNA, 3585 nt
Organism: Xiphias gladius (swordfish)
Lineage: Eukaryota; Metazoa; Chordata; Actinopteri; Istiophoriformes; Xiphiidae
Gene: stc2a
Product: stanniocalcin 2a
Exons: 4
Coding region: 56-913 (285 amino acids)
Biological process (GO): intracellular calcium ion homeostasis
Cellular component (GO): extracellular region
Molecular function (GO): hormone activity
Source: RefSeq, a predicted model, not a curated record